Molecule: messenger RNA, 7171 nt
Organism: Betta splendens (Siamese fighting fish)
Lineage: Eukaryota; Metazoa; Chordata; Actinopteri; Anabantiformes; Osphronemidae
Gene: foxp1b
Product: forkhead box P1b
Exons: 21
Coding region: 790-2862 (690 amino acids)
Biological process (GO): regulation of transcription by RNA polymerase II
Cellular component (GO): nucleus
Molecular function (GO): DNA-binding transcription repressor activity, RNA polymerase II-specific; RNA polymerase II cis-regulatory region sequence-specific DNA binding
Source: RefSeq, a predicted model, not a curated record
UGUCAAAGCAUUUCAUCUUUUUGCAGCACGGCUUUGGAACAGUUACGAUGAACAUCAGAUAAAAAAAGAAAGAAAAAAGUAGAGGGGGGACAGGAGAAAUUCGUGUAAUAUCACUUCAUUCUGCUUCAGCUGUUAAUUAGCCAGCUUAGACAUUUUAGCCUUUUCUGACAGCCCCCUCUCUCCUGUCACACUUUGAGCUAAACUAUAAUGCAUAUCAUUACAUUUCCCCAUAGAAAGGACACCACUAAGUGCUACUGAAUUGUUACUUGUGACUAUGAUGCUUCUAUGGAGGAUCUGCAACGCAAUGGUUGUUUACACAGCAGGUGGAUGUGACGUCACGGACAAACAAAAACAUCCAAAUCCGCGAUUCCUCCUUUUUCCUCCUUGCUUUUCGAUGUGUUAAAAAUCUAACAACAACAUUAAGAAAGGAGCUUGUUCCUCUCCCAGCGAGACAGACCGGGAGGCAGCGCGCGUGAAAGUCCACAUUUUUUUUAUUCGACGUCCUCGAGCAUCAUGGAAAUGAAAUGAAGUGAAGUUGACCUCGUUGGGAACGAUUCUAAGCCACUAGGGAGAGUUGGUUACACCACAACUACUAAGAGCUGCAUUCUGAUUGGAGGAAUGGGGUGCCAGUCUGUCCCGCGCCAGUGAGUGUGCGUGUUGGUCCUGCCAGGAGACUCCGGCGGUGACAUCCUGUAGGGCCCACAGAUCAAAGGCAAGGAGGCUGAUUUACCAUCGCCGGAACUGAAGAUUGCUUAUAAUAAGCAAGUCCUUGUAGAAGGUUUCUGAGACAUGAUGCAAGAAUCUGGGACGGAGGCGACGAGCAACGGACCAGCCAAUCAAAAUGGAGGAGCGGGUGCGGAGCCGACGUCCAGGGAGGGACGGCCCAAGAGUGCCACGCCGUCGGUGGAGGUUAGCGCCGCUGACCUCCUGCAUCUGCAGCAGCACCAGGCUCUCCAAGUGGCUCGGCAGAUCCUCCUCCAGCAGCAGCAGCAGCAGCAGCAGUCUCAACAAAACACCGGCCGCAAAUCCCCUAAAGCAAACGACAAGCAGCAAGGGCUUCAGGUUCCAGUGUCAGUGGCUAUGAUGACACCUCAAGUGAUAACUCCUCAGCAGAUGCAGCAGAUCCUUCAGCAGCAAGUCCUGAGCCCUCAGCAGCUCCAGGUUCUUCUCCAGCAGCAGCAGGCCCUCAUGUUACAGCAGCAGCAACUCCAAGAGUUCUACAAGAAGCAGCAGGAACAGCUCCACCUCCAGCUCCUACAGCAGCAGCAACAGCAGCAGCAUGCGGGCAGCAAGCAGAGCAAAGAGCAGCAGGUGUCAGCACAGCAGUUGGCCUUCCAGCAGCAGCUCCUGCAGGUCCAGCAGGUCCAGCAGCAGCAUCUGCUCAACCUUCAGAGGCAAGGGCUCCUCACCAUCCAGCCUGGACAGCCCGGCCUGCCAAUGCACUCCCUCACUCAGGCCAUGAUUCCAGCGGAGCUGCAGCAGCUGUGGAAGGAAGUGACAAACGCUCACGUAAAGGAGGAGCACAACAGCAGCAGCAACAACGGCCACCGGGGCCUCGACCUGUCCUCCCCGGCGCCGCCAAAGAACCCACUCCUCAACCAGCACGCCCCCACCAACGGGCAGUACAUGAGUCACAAGAGAGAUGGACCCACGCUAGAGGAGCCCUCCCCCCACAGCCACCCGCUCUACGGCCACGGCGUCUGCAAGUGGCCUGGAUGUGAAGCGGUGUUCGACGAUUUCCAGUCAUUCCUCAAGCAUCUUAACAAUGAGCACGCCCUGGACGACAGGAGCACGGCCCAGUGUCGGGUGCAAAUGCAGGUCGUGCAGCAGCUGGAGCUGCAGCUAGCGAAAGACAAAGAGCGUCUGCAAGCGAUGAUGACGCACCUUCAUGUCAAGUCCACGGAGCCCAAAGCCACCCCACAGCCGCUCAACCUCGUCUCCAACGUCACCCUGUCCAAGUCGGCCUCGGAGGCGUCGCCUCCGCUGAGCCUGCCCCAGACCCCCACCACCCCCACGGCGCCGCUCACGCCUCUGUCCCAGACCCACUCUGUCAUCACGGCCAACAAUCUGCACAACGUGGGGCCCAUGCGGCGGCGCUACUCGGAAAAGUACAACAUGCCCAUUUCUCCAGACCUCAGCCAGAACAAAGAGUUUUACAUGAACGCAGACGUUCGACCGCCCUUCACGUACGCCUCGCUAAUAAGACAGGCAAUCCUCGAAUCUCCAGAAAAGCAGCUAACACUAAACGAAAUCUACAACUGGUUCACACGAAUGUUUGCAUAUUUUAGGCGCAACGCGGCGACGUGGAAGGGUGCCGUUCGCACCAACCUUUCCCUGCAUAAGUGCUUUGUGAGAGUAGAGGAUGAGUGUGGGUCCUUUUGGACCGUUGAUGAUGAGGAGUUUAAACGCGGCCGCCACGUACAGCGAGGCCGCCCUCGGAAAUACGCCGCUGACGAGAACUUUGACGAGCUGCUCGUACAAAGUCCGGCCUUAGUGAAGAACAUUCAGACCAACUUGGGCUACGGUCCCACCCUCUCUGCUGCCUUCCAGGCUUCAAUGGCAGAAAACAACAUACCUCUAUACACUACUGCUUCCAUUGGAAGUCCCACCCUCAACUCCCUGGCCAACGCCAUCCGCGAGGAGAUGAAUGGAGCGAUGGACCAUGGAAACAGCAACGGCAGUGACAGCAGCCCGGGACGCUCGCCGCUGCCAGCUAUGCAUCACAUCAGCGUUAAAGAGGAGCCGCUGGACCCCGACGACCACGAAGGGCCCCUGUCCCUGGUGACGACGGCCAACCACAGUCCGGAUUUCGACGACCACAGAGAUUACGAGGACGAGCAGGGCCCUGACGACAUGCUGUAAGGCCAGCGCCGGCCAACACCCCCCCACCCGCCCCCCGGCCUCGGAGGCUGAGGGGCGGGGCGCGCGGGAGACGGACGCUCCGCCCAUGGCGAACACUGAACUGCAGUCUCAGCCACUGAUGACAGCUCUCAAAUGUCUCCAAGUAAACUCUUCAGUGCCAUUGCAUAGCGAGAACACGUACACGAGACCACAGAAUGGGCCCCACGCGAGGCCCCUCUUUUCUGAUUGCUUUCUACCUUUGACUCCAGCUUACAAAGUGAACUCUCCCUCUGCUCAUGUGUCGGAUGGACUGCUCUGGUACGGCGCGGCGACGCGGUGGUGGUCAGACUCCAGAUCCCGGCGCUGUGCAGCCACAUGGACUGCAGGAGGGGGGACCGGGUGCCCCCCCCCACCCCCCCACCCCCCGCUUAUUAUCUCUCCCUCCCCCUCCCUCCCUCCCUUUCUGCCUCUCUCGAACUCACACAUCUGACCACGUUUUGAAAAGAGAGAGACAGGGAGUGAAUGAAUGACGUUUAAUUUACACGGCGCGAGAGCGAAUGCAGGCUUGAGUUCAUUGUCACUGCCUUCAACACUUCCCAUUGGUCUGAUUCCAUUAUUGUGGGAGGGAUGUUGUUUUUAUUUGGGUGUAUUUUUUUUUCUUGGGGGUCAGAGGUUCUGAAAUAUCAACAUAUUGUGUCUUUGCCAUCAUUCUGUGCUGUUAUUGAUGUUGCUUUUUAUGUUUGAUUUCCUGAUCAGACCUCAUGCUCAUGCUGUGGAGAUUCCGUGUUCAGCACUUGUUGAUGAAUGUUUGAUUUUCUUCCUCUUUUAAAACACACAUACACACACACACACACAACAACCAGAAUGUCACAUACAAAGUAGUAUUUUUCUGUCAUUUAUUCCACUCUCCCAAAAAAAAGUCACCACUCUGAUGCGUAGACCACCCCACCCCUCCCCCUUUACUCCCCCUCCACUCCCCCUCCUCCUCGUCCUCUCGCUCAUGAAGUCUAUUGGCAAUGCACUACUCAUAAUGAAGGCUCUCUCCACGCAUCAAUGAAGUUUAAUUUAAGAUGCGAAUGAAUGACAGAGAAAUCAUGCAGGUUAUGAUUUAUCCUUAUGAAAUUAUACUUUAAAACAGCCCCCGAUGGCAGAGCACGCUGAGCUGCAACAGAAUUUCUGAUCACUUACAAGCUCCGGGUAUUUUAAGGCAGAAUGAAAAUGUCAGGUGUGCACGGGUGAGAUAAUAAUUUAGACCAACUAAUUGUUAUUCCUGAACGGCUCUGUCGUUGUUAAUCAAACGUGUCUGCUUUUCUGCGCCGCGGUUUCACUCGGCGCUCCGAGAUAAAGGCGCACCCCCGCUUGUUGUAUUUGUACCUCGCACACGACUGGUCUGAAGCGUCAGCGAUGAAAUGCUCGUUUUCUCUCCGUUGAAAGGGAACAAAGUCCCAACACUUGCAAUAAGACCCAAACGUCGCACAUUCCAGCAUUUGACAGCCAUUUAAAAGAGAAAGGGUCCUAAACAUCCAGUUCAGGCCAUUCAGUGGGUGUGGAUAGCUGUAGAUUAAAGAUUAAAUGUAGGGAACCAAAAGCAGCACAAAUUAGAGUUUUGGUGGAGGUUGAAAUUUUUUAAAACCACAAAUUUCAGAACUGCAAUCAACCACUUUUCAUUUUCUAUUUAUUAAUAAUAAUUUUAUUACUAUCAUGUGUUAUUUGGCUUUUUUUUACGUUGUUGAUGUGUUUUAAUAUCUCGUUCUGUGUCUACCAAAGAUAAACCACAAAGUCAAAGUUGUGUGUGAUCCAUGCAAUAGCAGAUGAGGCCAAAUAUCUCUCCUCCCUCCCUUCCUGCCUGGCAAAAAUGAGCCGGCGGCCGCCACCGGCCCGUGGCCGUCUACAGCCAGGCCAGUGCUCCUCCGGCUGGUGGUUCUCAUUCUUUUCUUUUCUAAAAACCAAAGGGGGCGUCGAGACUUGCUGCAGUUCAAGUUUUGCAGUGACCAAAUCUAAAUGGGGACGAGUCGAGUCUGACUACACGAUGACCAAAUUAGGAAACAUUUUUCUUUUAGUUUUUUUGGGCCGGCGAGCGGAAAAGGGAGCUUUUUGGUCAGCAGCAGAUUUCUCUAUGUAAUAAAGGGUAAGUAGAUAAAAUCGAUGAGUAAAAAUAUUCUGGGAGGGAACAAUGUGAAACAGAUUCUCUACUUCAACUGGACCACAAUGAUUCAACGCUGUUCUUCUUCUAUUCUUUAAACACGUGUCUCCUCUGCAAUGAUUGUAUGCAACGUUUGGAGGGUUUUAGUGUCUUUUUUUUAAGAUCGGCAAGACUUUAUGAUUGUGUUGAGUUUCUGUCAUCUUAUUACUUUUUAUAUUAAAAAACACUCCUGUCAACUAUUAAGCUGGGUACAAGGUACUUUAUGGCAGUUAUUGUUGUUGUUGUUAUGAUUUUAAGCUCACUGCUCAUUAACUAAAAAGGAAAAAAAGGGCAACACUGUGGUUUCCAUAAGACGUUUAAUAUCCAGGCAGCUGUGGGACGGGUCAGGUCCAGCCAGGCUAGGAUCGUGAGAACAGGCCCGAGCUCAUCCAUCCCCCCCCCCCCCCCCCCCCCCCCCCCACAGCAUUCGGACGGUUUGUUUGGUAUUCAGAAAGGAGGCAAAGAGUUGGUAGAUUAGAACAUUCUCAGCAUGUGUAGCUUGACAUUACUAAAGAUAACAGCAUGAGAAAAGCGUUACCUCAGUUCAAACCUAUAGGGAAUGAUUCAAUUAAACGAGGAAAAGAAACAAACAUUUCACUCGGUUGCACUUAGUCGUGUGUGUUGCAUGUGUAGUCUGAUGCUAUAGAGAAGAGAUGCGAAGUGAAAAAAAAGAAAUUAGAGCUUGUUUAUCUUAAAGGUUUCAUUUUUUUUUAAAGCCAAACAAAUUCAAACCUUCGGCCUUCUGGUUCAUAGAAAUAUCACCCAGUUGUGUGUGGCACCGUUCAUCCUGUCGAAGUCUGUCCUGUACUGAUGGGUCGUGUUAAGGGUGUUUCAAUACUAGGUUGUACAUACAUGUCAGUAUAGCCUUUGUCUUUUUUCUGUCCUCUACCCCCCCCCCCCCUCCUUUUUCAAAAAGAUCAAAAAAUACAUUUGUGUUAUAAUGUUUGCUUUAUCACCACUGCUUUGUAUUAUCUAUGAAAUAGCUAUGAGAAAAGAAAAAAAACUGCUGUAUGUAUCGGAAUAGCAAACUGUGCUACAAAUGUAUUUUACUUAGUAAUCCUUGCUUAAAAAAAUGGGAAAAAAAAAAUCUCAUCAUCCUCGCAGCCAUCGGGUUGAGCUGGACAGGGGCAGGCUGGGUGGGGGUGGGCGCAGGGGAGGAUUAUCCCCCAUUUUGGAUUUUAAACUGUAUUAUAGAAAACAGACUUUGCUCUGUUAUCACUGACCGAUGCAUUUUGUACAGAUUUCUCCCCUCUUUGUGUUAAGCUGUUUUUUGAUACUUCCUUUUAAUGGUCCAACCACUGCCUUCUGUGGCUGUAUGGAAAGAUUACUGCUCCCAGAAAAGGGCACACAGGUAUAUCUCCACCUACAGGGUGGCCACGUCUUGCAUGACUAAUCCCAGGGUCGCCGAGAUGAGAGGGGUAUGGUUUAAGUGGUCAGUAAUAAUAUAAGGGUGUAUCGAUCUAAUGAUAUUUUAUAUGAAAUGAAUAGGAAAAAGAAGAAAAAUAUGCAGUGCCAAGAUGUAAAGAAUAUUGUUAAUGCUGUCUUUUUUUAAGGUUUUGUUGGAGAUGUUAAUUUCCACUCAUGCAUCAAAGCCGUGUCCUUUUUCAUCGGCGUCGCGCAGACGACACUCGUUUCUUUGGCAUCAGGAUAUUUAUAUUUUUAUCUGGAGGGUUCUUGUAAAUGAGUCAAACCAAGCACAGCGGAGACAGGUCAUAGGUCGGAGACCGCGACGCCUCGCGAGCUGCGGCCGCGCGGCGUCAGAUCUCCCCGACAUCACACGCCGUUGUUUCAUCCAUCACCAACCAUCCAUCCCGCUGUCAUUCCGUCACCCUCGCUCUCCCUGUCUCGCAUCACACUCUGGUUUCUUCCAAUGUGGAGGGGGGGAGGGCAGCCCAGGAGCUGUCACAGCUUUCUCAUCCUGCAGAAGCUUUUAGUUUUUCUUUUUUUUUUUCUUUGAAGAUGUACUCUGUAGUUUUUUUCCCAGUUUUUUUUUUUAAAGAGAGAAAUAUUGUUGCUCAUCACUUCCAUCAGUCUGUAACCUCCUCAUCAUUCCUCGUCUGUCUUGGUGCAGACCACUCUGUUGUAGUCAGUGGCGAUGACUGACGUGAGCAUUCUAAACAUGCAAUAAAAUGCUGGUUGUUCAGAUCA